AUGGCCAACUGUCUGCGGAACGUUACGCGGAAGGGUCGCUCGUUGGUGGGUGGAAUAUUUUCACCCCGUUCGUUCGGUCCCGGUGCAAACGGGUGCGAUCUGCAUCGGGCCUGUGUAGCCGCUGCAACUACCAUUGCUGGAAAUAAUCGAUGCAAACCACCAGCUGGUGCAGUCACACCUGCAUUUGCAAUCGAUGCAUUUGAAAUGGACCGUAGCCGGAAGACGUUCUACGAACGAAAUGCUCAAUAUAGUGAUCGGUGCGAGCAGAUCGAGGUCCGAUAUUGCACCGAGUCAUCCGGCACUACAGCUGCAGGCAGUCAACCUAAAGACAACCAACCUUCCGAAGAACAGCUGCACCGAGUAUACCACGUGCUGUCGCAAACCUUGCCGAAACUAUUCGUGCAACCACUCGACUACUCUAUAUACAGUCCGAACUUAAUAUUCGAGAACAACAUUCGUGGUACAAGGACAGAAGGGCUAUACCAUUACGUAAAGCAAAUUGCACUAUUACGCACCGUGGGUCACUUAAAGUUUGCAUACGUUACCUUCGAAAUACUUAAAAUCACCAAACAUCCCGAGGAUAAUACCGUGAAGGUCCGAUGGCGCAUCAGAGGCAUUAGUGCCCUUAAGGUGAUGUUACAGUUUUGGAAGUAUAAGCUAUGGAAGCUGAAGGAAAUAUUCGACGAUCAGGAAGCCUGGUACGACGGCUUCUCGGUGCUAUACGUUGGGUCUGACGGAUUAGUGUCCAAGCAUGUAGUUGAUAAGAUUAUGCCGGAUGAUGAUACGGUAAAGGUCCCGCCGAAAACUAUUGUUUCACCAAAAUUGGCUUUAGUGGUUGGGCUAACUGCGGAAAUCUAUCCUGUUGUGAGUACGAUGAAUUAG
Molecule: messenger RNA, 882 nt
Organism: Anopheles maculipalpis
Lineage: Eukaryota; Metazoa; Arthropoda; Insecta; Diptera; Culicidae
Exons: 6
Coding region: 1-882 (293 amino acids)
Source: RefSeq, a predicted model, not a curated record